AUGAAUCCUUACGAUCCGGAAAUGAAUACUUUUUAGAUAAUUAAGAAUUGUCUUAUAUUUUAGUCGGCAUUGUAGCUUUUCCAUGAUGUCUGAUGGACGACUGGCUCAAGAUUUAUCUGCUUCGGACUAUGAUCCGGAACGCUAUGUCAGUCACCAAUCUGAGGAGGGGGAGAUGCCACUACUGGAGUUGAAACAGAAAGUACAGAUUCUGUCGGACACAACGGCCAAAGAACUGAAGAAAAAUGUGUACAAGAACUACUCACAAUUCAUUGAAACAGCUCGGGAAAUAUCAAUCCUUGAAGGUGAAAUGUACCAGGUUAGCCACAUGCUCACGGAGCAGAAAUCCCUCAUGAACACCAUGCUGGAGAUGUCAUUAGUCAGCGAUAAAGCCGUUGUUGAGGAGCCGACCAAAGAUCCAGAGCCAGAAAACCCAGAAGAAGAGACUCGCAGAAACCUUGCUUUUCUAUUGGAGAAAGUAGAAGGAUGCUCAAGUGUGACCGAGGUACCGGGCCGACAGCUGAUACACAAUGGAGACCUUGCUGACCUUGACAUGGAAUCUUUUGCCCAGAUCCAGCGUGUUCACAUGUUCCUACUCAACGACAGUCUUAUGAUCGCCUCCUGGCUUCCUAACAGACGAGGCCCAGUCCGAUACAGGUUCCAAGGUCUGUAUGAGCUGGAUAAUCUCGCCAUUGUGAACAUCCGUGAUGCCGGGGCCGUGAAAAAUGCCUUCAAGGUUCUUAUGUUUCCAGACUCCAAGAUCUACGCUGCUGACAGUGCCAAGUCCAAGCGGCAAUGGCUGGACAUCCUGGAGGAGACGAAGAAGAAGAAACUAGCUCGAGACAAACAGAAACGAGAGGCUGCGCUCCGAUUGGCCGAACAGCAAGCCGCUAGUCCUUCCACUCCCAAACAGGAAGAGAGUAGCACUUCAAUUGAGGAUACAGACGAGGUUGAUGCUGCCAUGGAUACGGCAAUGCUGUCUGCUGAUUGGCUGCAAGAACUCCCAGAAGACCUGGACAUGUGUAUAGCACAGAGAGAUUUCGAGGGGGCCGUGGAUCUUGUAGAGAGAGUAAAUGAACAUUUGAAAGACUGUCAGAAAACACCAGCUGUGAAGGAAUUUAAAGCUCGGAUAGACCACAGAGCGAAGCUGCUGACAGAGGGUUUAAUGAGUGAACUACAGGUGUCACCCGAGAGAUCAUUAAGGGGCGGUCCUAGAGCAGCUCGAAGGGCUGUGGCACAGCUGAUACGGCUGGGAAAGUCCGCCCAGGCAUGUGAUCUGUUCCUGAAGAACCGAACUGCGAUCAUCAAGUACAAUAUCCGGCAGUUGAAGUUUGAGGGAGCCACGAGCCUGUAUGUCCGCUGCCUGUGUAAUGUGUUCUUCGCCAGUCUGUCCGAGACAGGGAGGGAGUUUCACAAGGCCUUUCCACAGCUGUUUGGAUGCUUCUCAGCCUUCAUCGUUUGGGCAAAGACAGAGAUGGAGCUCUUCAUCCGGAUUUUCAAAAGACACACAUUUGAUAGCAAGUCCAGCCUAGCUACCAUCUCAGAAUGUGUCUCCAUAGCAACCAAACAUUGUGUGGAGUUGUCUGGUAGUGGUCUUGACCUGGGUUUUUACCUGGACAAUCAAAUAUCAGAAGACUUGGAGAAGGCUGUCCUAGAAAACCGGGCUCAGAUUAUUGAAGCUGUCAAGUUCCGGGCUAAGGAUGACAAGUGGAACCCCCUCAACCUUGGCACAGAGACUGAAUGUAUGUACUACGUGGAUGACAUGGCGGCCGUGGGGCUUGAUCUGAAGGAACAUGUGUAUAACCUGUGUUUCAUCUCUCUGACCAUGAAUACGACCCAGUAUUGUAAGGUUGUGAUGGUUCUUGCACAGAGCCUGAUACUCGUGCACACUAGCGAGAGGGAGGCCCUCAUCACAGAAACCCUCGUGGACAUCUUCAGGGCACAGGUUAAACACCUGGAGGCUUCAGUUAAGAAUGAAAAGUUUAAAGAAAAUGUGAAGUUUAUUCUGAAGAAUUGUCAAUUCAUUCUGGAGGCACUGAUGUCCAAGAUUGACUACAUGUACAGGAACCAGGGCAUCCCGUUCCCCGCCCAGCUUGCAAAGGUCAACGAGGAGUACAAACGACUCAAGACCAUCGUGGGAACAAUGACCUAAAACUAGAUAGUGUGACACAUGUAUGAAAGGAUUUAUUUCAGCUUGACACUCAACUGCUUAACCCUCAAAAAUCAUCGCAUCUGAUUCCAUUAAGUGUUACCAUUACUCCAGAGACCAGAUGGGGAAAUGACAAAGGAGUUGAUAUCAAGACACAAACUAGAUAUUUAAAUAUCUCAUUCCCACAUAGUUAGUGACUGUUAGUGUGAUACCAUUACAUAAGGGUACAUAAUGGGGUAAUGACAAAGAAUAUUGGAAAUUUAAACACCUUUACACAUGGCAGAAAGGUGCAUUUUAGUUUUUAAAUCAGGCUAUCCAAUUCAAGCACAACUUUGUGGAAGUAAAGUCGGAGAAUGGACUACGGCAGUUGUACACAGAAAUCAACUCAGUAUGCAUCUCUAAGUUUAUGUAAGGACUGGGUAGACUUUAGCAUACUACUAUGAUUCAGCAGCCAAUCGAAUCUACUGGACAAGUUAUGCACAGGUUAUCUUUUGGCUAGUUUGCACAUAAAAGCAUUUUGAUUGGUCCUCAUUGAUAAUUAGAUAAACAUUGACCAAUCAAUAAAGAAUUUUAUUCCAGUAUAAGGUUGAUCAAAGAAAUAACCAGUUUUAUACAAUUGGCUGCUGAUGUCCAAGCUGCUGACUAACAGUCAGUUAUAAUAGUCAUAUUAUGGUCAUAGUUUCACUGUGGGCUUUGUGCAAUACUAUAGAAUGAUUGGUCAUACAAUAUUGUAAUCCCUGGUAUUAUAAAAUCUUAGUACAUUGUGCAUUGUGUUACAGUUUUCCGCUUAAGAUUGUAAGGUUUAUUCAUGUGAUAACUUAAUAGGUAUGAAUGUAUCUGUGAAUUGUUUGAAGAUGAAUGUUAUUUUAUUGAUAUAUAUAUAUAUGAUCCUGAUAAAACGAAAUG
Molecule: messenger RNA, 3052 nt
Organism: Mya arenaria
Lineage: Eukaryota; Metazoa; Mollusca; Bivalvia; Myida; Myidae
Product: exocyst complex component 8-like
Exons: 16
Coding region: 83-2149 (688 amino acids)
Biological process (GO): intracellular protein localization; Golgi to plasma membrane transport; exocytosis
Cellular component (GO): exocyst
Source: RefSeq, a predicted model, not a curated record